Messenger RNA from Echinops telfairi (small Madagascar hedgehog), 2444 nucleotides. It is a transcript of the gene PIGS, whose product is annotated as phosphatidylinositol glycan anchor biosynthesis class S. Gene Ontology annotation, cellular component: GPI-anchor transamidase complex. The coding region runs from base 15 to 1682 and encodes 555 amino acids. NCBI's taxonomy places the organism in Eukaryota, Metazoa, Chordata, Mammalia, Afrosoricida, Tenrecidae. Gene Ontology annotation, biological process: attachment of GPI anchor to protein. The record is from RefSeq and is a predicted model, not a curated record. The transcript is spliced from 12 exons.
GGCCGGACGCCAGCAUGGCGGCCGCGGGGGCCGCAGCUACGGACUUAGAGGUGAUGCGGGGGAAACGCGCUGCCCUCUACUUCGCGGCCGUGGCCAUCGUGCUGGGGCUGCCGCUCUGGUGGAAAACCACGGAGACGUACCGGGCCCCGCUGCCCUACGCGCAGAUCAGUGGGCUGAAUGCCCUGCAGCUCCGGCUCAUGGUGCCCGUGACUGUCGUGUUUACCCGGGAGUCGGUGCCCCUGGAUGACCAGGAGAAGCUGCCCUUCACUGUGGUUCACGAGCGAGAGAUCCCACUGAAGUACAAAAUGAAGAUUAAAUGCCGUUUUCAAAAGGCGUACCGCCGGGCUCUGGACCACGAGGAGGAGGCCCUGUCGCUGAGCAGCGUGCAAGAGGCAGAAGCCAUGUUAGCUGAGCCACAGCAGCAACUGGAGGGGUCCCUGACUGUGUACAUCAUCUCUGAACACUCCUCUCUCCUCCCGAAGGACAUGAUGAGCUACAUUGGGCCCACAAGGACAGCCGUCAUACGGGGGCUGAUGCACCGGGAGGCCUUUAACAUCAUCGGCCGCCGCAUCAUCCAGGUAGCCCAGGCCAUGUCUCUGACUGAGGACGUGCUUGCUGCUGCCCUGGCCGACCACCUUCCCGAAGACAAGUGGAGCUCUGACAAGAGACGGCCUCUCAAGUCCAGCUUGGGCUAUGAGAUCACCUUCAGUUUGCUCAACCCAGACCCCAAGUCCCAUGACGUCACCUGGGACAUCGAGGGGGCCGUCCAGCGCUACGUGCAGCCUUUCCUGAAGGCCCUCAGUGUGGCCGGCAACUUCUCUGUGGAUUCUCAGAUCCUGUACUACGCAGCCCUGGGCGUCAACCCUCGCUUUGACCCAGCCUCCUCCAGCUACCACCUGGCUGCUCACAGCCUCCCCCACGUCAUCAAUCCUGUGGAGGCCCGCCUGGGAUCCAGCGCGACUUCCUUGUACCCUGUACUCAACUUCCUGCUCUACGUGCCUGAGCUCGCCCACUCCCCACUGUACAUCCAGGACAAGGACGGGGCUCCCGCAGCUACCAACGCCUUCCACAGCCCCCGCUGGGGGGGCAUUAUGGUGUACAAUGUGGAUCCCAAAGCCUACAAUGCCUCGGGGCUGCCAGUAAGAGUCGAGGUGGACAUGGUGCGAGUGAUGGAGGUGUUCCUGGCCCAGUUGCGGCUGCUCUUCGGGAUUGGUCAGCCUCAUGUGCCCCCAAAGUGCCUGCUGUCUGGGCCGAAGAGUGUAGGGCUCAUGAGUUGGGAGCUGGACCGGCUGCUCUGGGCCCGGUCAGUGGAAAACCUGGCCACGGCCACCACCACCCUCACGUCCCUGGCCCAGCUUCUGGACAAGAUCAGCAACAUUGUCAUCAAGGACGAUGUGGCGUCUGAGGUGUACAGGGCAGUAGCUGCAGUUCAAAAGGCAGCCGAAGAGCUGGCCACUGGACACCUAGCCUCUGCCUUCCUCGCCAGCCAGGAAGCUGUGACGUCCUCGGAGCGCGCCUUUUUUGACCCCUCGCUCCUCCACCUCCUCUAUUUCCCUGAUGACCAGAAGUUUGCCAUCUACAUCCCACUCUUCCUGCCCAUGGCCGUGCCCAUCCUCCUGUCCCUGGUCAGGAUCUUCCUGGAGACCCGCAAGUCCUGGACGAAGUCUGAGAAGACGGACUAAGUAGGGCACAGCCUCUCCGGGAGGCCCCCUCCUUGUGGGCUGGGCCGGGUGGGAGGGGUUAGACUGCCAGGCACAUGACGAUUGGGUGUGGGGAGGGACUGCCAGAAUGACUCUCUCCAGCCACCUCUGUCACUGCUCAGGAACCAAAGGGCCACCCUCCAAGCUGCAUCCAUGUUCCUUUCCCCUCAGGUCAGGUCAUCCUGCCUCCCCCUCUCACCUUCUGUUGAGCCUAAGUGGCUGGCAUCAUCUGGGGCUCCGGAUCUGGCUUGAACUUGAAAGGCUCCAGACAUGGGCAGGGGCAGCUUGUACUUCUACCCUGUUCUCAAGGUAGUGCACUCUUACAGGGAAAGCCCUGGGGGAUCUUGCCACCCCCUAUCCCCACAUCGUUUUUCUCUAACCCCUCACGGAGAGAGAGCCCCAGCCCUGCUUGGCCGGAAAGGGCCAGGCACAGAUCACCUCAGGGGCUCCUCCCUUACUCUUCUUCUUCCUUGCUGGCCACACCAGGAGUCCAGAAGGCUCCUGGCGGGUGGCAGAGGCUUGGGCAGCGUGGUACAGUGGGGAGAGUCCUGGGCUGGCCAUCCAACAGGCCUGGACUCCUUGCUCCUGCACUGAUCAUCUGGUGAGCGUGCUCAGUUGCUAAGAUGGCACUACAGCGUACCCUCCCUUCCCGAGGUGGUUGUGAAGAUUAGAUGGACAAAGCACGUGUAAGAGUGUCUGGCACAGACGAGACUUUCAAUAAACUUUGGUUGACUAUGAAUUGAA